Molecule: messenger RNA, 2553 nt
Organism: Oryza sativa Japonica Group (Japanese rice)
Lineage: Eukaryota; Viridiplantae; Streptophyta; Magnoliopsida; Poales; Poaceae
Source: RefSeq, a predicted model, not a curated record
GAACUUUGGACUAGUGCUUGUUGCCAUGCUUGAGAUUGUGUCAUGAUGGGAUAAUGUUGCGUCAUAUAAUAUCGGGCAUUGAGAUUGUUUUUUUCCCCUUACUUCUUGUUCUGCUCGAAUUCUCGCGCUAGUCCAUGGGCCACACCUACUAUUUUUUCCGUCCUCUGCCACUGGCAAGAAAUACUAGUCAGACCAUGAAAUGAAGACUGGACCCUUGCAACCGGCCCAUCUAUCCAGGGCCGUCGUUGUUCACAUCAUGGGCCCUUAGUUAAUCCCUCGAAAUAUCCGGCCCAGUUGCAAGAUAAUUUCCUCCCAUACGCCUUCGUCUUCGCCGCUCCACGUACGACCCGACGCGCGCCUUAUCCACAUCAACCGCCCUAUUUUUCGCGCGGGCGCGGGGGAGCCAACGGACGCGAUGCGGAUGCGCCUCCUCGUCGUCGUCGUCACUCCCUCCUCCACCCCGCCAUGCCUUCCCCGACCUGCUACUUGCUCCUCAACCCCACCGCCUCCAGGUCCCACCACCGUCCCCGCCUCCCCCUCCCCGCCGCCGCGCCGCCGCGCAGGCGGGUCCAUGUCUCCUGCGACGCGCGGAGGACGGGCGGCGGUGGCGGUGGCGGUGGGGUGAAGCGCGAGGCCAUACCUGCUGGAACCGGCAAGGCCAAGAAGCAGGUCGUGUUCUUCGACGCCGCGCCACCGGUCUCGCAGCGGGGCGGCGGCGGCGGCGGGGAGGGGGAGGGGGAGGGGGAGGGGGAGGGGAAGGUGGCGAGGAGGAAGGAGAACGCCGCGUUGGGGUUGGUUAGGAGGUUGACGAAGAGGACGCUGUCGCUGCUCUCCAACCUCCCGCUCGCCAUCUCCGAGAUGUUCGCCAUUGCCGCGCUCAUGGCCUUAGGCACGGUGAUUGAUCAAGGGGAGGCGCCGAGCUACUACUUCGAGAAGUUCCCCGAGGACAACCCGGUGUUCGGGUUCAUCACGUGGAGGUGGAUCCUCACUCCCGGGUUCGAUCACAUGUUCUCCUCGCCGGUGUUCCUCGGCCUCCUCGCGCUGCUCGCGGCGUCGCUCAUGGCCUGCACUUACACCACUCAAAUCCCCAUUGUCAAGGUUGCCAGAAGAUGGUCGUUCAUGCAUUCAGCAGGAAGCAUCCGGAAGCAAGAAUUUGCGGAGUCACUUCCCCGCGCAUCCAUCCAGGAUUUAGGAGUUAUAUUGAUGGGUUAUGGAUAUGAGGUAUUCACUAAGGGUCCAUCUCUGUAUGCUUUCAAAGGACUGGCUGGUCGGUUUGCGCCUAUCGGUGUGCACAUAGCUAUGAUUUUCAUCAUGGCAGGUGCCACGCUUAGCGCAACAGGGAGCUUUAAAGGAUCGGUGGAUGUACCCCAAGGGUUGAACUUUGUAAUCGGAGAUGUGAUGAAACCUAAAGGAGUUCUCUCUUUUGUGCCUGAUGUUUUUAAUACUGAAGUCCAUGUCAAUCGGUUCUACAUGGAGUACUAUGAUAGUGGAGAGGUUUCACAAUUCUAUAGCGAUCUUUCACUUUUCGACCUUGAUGGCAAAGAGGUCAUGAGGAAGACUAUCAAAGUGAACGACCCCUUGAGGUAUGGUGGGGUCACAAUCUACCAAACCGAUUGGGGAUUUUCAGCAUUGCAAGUAAAGAAAAAUGGUGAAGGUCCUUUCAAUUUGGCCAUGGCCCCCUUGAAAUUGAAUGGUGAUAAGAAGUUAUUUGGAACAUUGUUGCCACUUGAAAACUCCGGUUCUUCCAAUGUCAAAGGAAUAUCGAUGCUUGCUCGAGAUCUGCAGUCUAUUGUGUUGUAUGAUCAAGAGGGUAAGUUUGUGGGGGUUCGUCGGCCAAGCUCAAAACUACCGAUUGAAAUAGAUGGUAACGAAAUAGUUAUUGAAGAUGCCAUCGGUAGCACCGGUCUCGAUCUUAAGACUGAUCCAGGAAUUCCUAUUGUGUAUGCUGGAUUUGGUGCACUCAUGUUAACGACCUGCAUUAGUUAUCUUUCACAUUCUCAGAUAUGGGCAUUGCAAGACGGAAGUACAGUAGUCAUCGGAGGAAAGACAAAUCGAGCCAAGCUUGAAUUUUCAGAAGAGAUGAACAGAUUACUUGAUAAGGUGCCAGAAUUGAUUAGCGUCAAUGAGAAAAAAAUCGAUAGUAAACAAAGUGCUACUUAAGGAAUUUUUAUUUUGAGAUUGGGCUGUUCGAAAAAAUUUGCAAAUGUUCACUUGUGGUUGAGGCUGGAUUUCACAAAUCAUCUUCGAGGACAUAAAAUUAUACCGUCUUUUCGGUGGAAGAUAGGCUAUGAUUCAACUGAUCCCACUCUGUAUACAACCCAAAACGGCACACAGCAAUAUUUUGUUUAUCAGACGGUCAUGAUACAAUAUACCGAGAAGAAACUGAACUGACAAUGUAACUACAUAACAAAUUUACAACAGAACAAUGUGCCAAAUUACUAGAUGUACCCUCCUUGAGCUGGUUUUGUAACUGUUUUUGGGAGCCUAUUUGUAGAAAAUCAUACAAACUUAUAUAUUACAAUAGAUGCUUGAUUGGUUGGUUGGUUUUUGAGA